AUGUACCCUGACAACCAACCCAGUGAUGCCUCUGGCGCUGCCAACUUGUUUGGGAAUCUCCCUCCCGGUGUGCCUGGAGCAGGAGCAGCCUCGACUGGUAAUAACACACAGGCUGGAACAACAGCACAAGUCCCAAAUGCCGCUGAUGCACCUGAACCAACCAAUCACUUUGUCAAUGCUGCUUCCAUGAGCUUAAAUCAUGCUGCCCAGGUCAUGGAGGCACAUUAUGCUGCCAUGUUGACGGAAAGCGCCUCCAUGGAAAACGGAGCUGGUCAUCAAGCCGACAACUUUGAGCAUAUCGCCCACCCUAAUAACUUUGAGUAUAUCCCGGAGUCUAACAACUUCCACCUUCCGCACUCCAACAACCUCGACCUUCCGCGCCUUAACAUUUCCGACCUCCCGCACCCUGACGAAUUCGAGCGCGCCCUGCUUGAAGGUUUAGAGGAACUCCCGGAAGACGCAGACUCUGCCUUCCCGGUCCAGCAGCAACUGGAUGAGCAGCCCCAGCAGCUGCUUCAACCCAAUGUCCAGCAAUGGCAGCCACAACCCAAUGAGGAGCAACAGCAGCCGCAACAGCAGCCGCAACAGCAGCCGCAACAGAAAUUGGAUGAGAAAAUCAAGCUACUGAAGGACUUAACUGAGCUACUGGAAACUCGACACAGUGUAUCUCCCGCUCAACUUCAGGAGGGUUUAAAUCAGCUGCUGGGAUCUCAACAAAGUGCAUCUCGCGCUCCAUUUCAGGAGGAUUUAACUCAGCUACUGGAACCUCAACAAAGUGCAUCUCCCGCUCUAUUUCAGCAGAGUGCAGUGCCAGCUAUGGCUCAACCUACCCAGCAGCAGCAGCAGCAGCAGCAGCAGCAGCAAUCUAGGGCAAGCCCUUUCCCCCAACGACAACCCGAUCUUCACGCCAUGCUUGAAAAAACCUCCAUAGUCACAGGCAAUAUCAAAGAGGUUUACGCGAAGACCAGCGAGUGUGUUGGCUGCGUGAACAUGCGGGUGAUCCAAGGGAUAUCUAGUAGGCAACAGGAGUUGGCUACGUUCCAAGUCAAUAACCAAGUGCUUCAGUGGGUCAAGGACUGGGUGAAAGAAAAUGCAAAGGAUCCCAAUGCCCCAAUCUUGAGGGACACCCCCCCAGCACCCGACGCCAACGGCAACUGGAACGUGUACGAAAUUUUGAACGGCUACAACCGGAGCUUUAGUUCUCUGUACCUGAGGGCAAUGUCUGCCUCGCGUGACCUGAAGAAGGUCCUUCAAGGUCUACCGCAUGAGUGGAUUUUCGGAAAAGGGCCCGAUGUCGUUCCUGAAGAACUUCGUCGAGCCGUGAUUGAGUGCCACACAGUCGCGCUCAACACUUUCAAUGCACUUUUGGCCUUUAUGGAGCACGAUAACAAUCUUCUGCCACACAGGUUCACCGAUAAUUGGAACUUUGACGUCCUAGGCACCAUUAAUCAGACCCAGGGCAAUCAGACCCAGGGCCAAGGACCAAAACCCUCCGAUGCGAUACGCUACCUUACAGAGAAAUGCCAUGAAACGAUUUCCGCCCACACCCGUUAUGUUCACAGCCUCUUGCGAGACCUCCGCCCAUACCCUGUGCUGCCAGGCCUACAGCAAGUUCAAGCCAUUACCGAUGACCAGCUUCAGAUGCUACUGCAACAACAACAACAAGAAGCCGCGCGAGACUGCCCAAUGCUAUCAGUCUGCCCAUAUACGGCGGGACCUGAUACAGACAACGAACAGAUUAAGAUGCUGGAGUUUUGUGUUUUCUACCGCCUUAAUUUCAUUCUGCAGAGACUCCCCCGGAUGUAA
Trichoderma harzianum CBS 226.95 is the source of this 1806-nucleotide messenger RNA. RefSeq lists its product as hypothetical. The record is from RefSeq and is a predicted model, not a curated record. The coding region runs from base 1 to 1806 and encodes 601 amino acids. Lineage: Eukaryota; Fungi; Ascomycota; Sordariomycetes; Hypocreales; Hypocreaceae. The transcript has a single exon.